UACUUCCACAGAAGCUGUGUACGCACCGUAGCUGUUGUUGUUAUCUGGUGAAGGAAUAUAUCUGGGUUCGUUCUCAACAGUGGAAUCGUCGCUGGCCGUUGAUGUGCACAGUGUGAAGUUGGAGUUUAUGCCUGUUUCGUUGCCUGAAACCAGUGUCGUCGAAGAUGGAAUGGACUGAUAGAGGAUGAGCUCGGCAACAGAAAGAUCUCACAGUGACAGAGUAACUGGUUUAUCCAUACGACUUCUGGAGAUAAAUUCUAUCGGGGAUGUGAAUACUUCGCAGUUAAAUUGGGUUGACUUUAGCGCGUUUACUGUGAAAAAUGGAGAGCUGGCGUCAUCAACGCAGGGUUGACUUUUUGGGGUGAUCCUGAAUUAGUGAUGCUCUUUGGAGCUUUGUCCGAUUUUAAGGGCCUCCAUUUUUUGGAUCCUUCUACCUUUACCUUCUCCUUGUCAUCGCAAGUUGUCAAGUUGGAAACAUAUGAUUCGGUUUCAGCAGUGUCGAUCGAAUCUACUUGCGUUCAUGUUGUCGUGCCUGGCAGUUUCCCUUAUUUGGUCAUGAGUAGCUUGUGUACUGAAUCGAUCGUUUGCUUGUUUGAAUCAUCCCUCAAUACUCGAAAUAGUUGUGUCGACCGUGGAGCUUCAGUGAAGCAAAACUCGCUCGCAACAAGCCGUUGAGCAUAGCUUUAGGAGCUGCCUACCUUUGGUUUAAGUUAGGACGAGGAUGAUUGCCCGAUGUGUCCCGCAAAACACAGAGUAAUCUCGAUGUUCUCUUGAGUCUGCGCCAAGUCUACUUUGAGCCACUGGUAUGACGGUCCGAACACGCUCACACAGGCAUUUGACGUCGAAUUCUGAGACCGCUUUGUUCACUUGAUGCGUUGUGACAUGGUCGAAGUAUGUCGAACCCAUGCAGAUUGAGAGUUGUUCACUUGUUACUGCUACUGCUCACUAUUCUGACUACGCUGGCUGAAGGGCAGCUCGCGAAAUGGAACUUCGCCAACUUCAGCUCUUCUCUGGCCACUGUCCGCGACAGCAUCGUCCUCUUAGGUGACGCCGCGAUCGUCAACACCACUGGACCCCCUAGACUUGUUUUGAACGGGAGAGGCUCCCAAACGGGAGUUGCAACCGCUGGCAGGGUCGUGUACUCCAGCCCAGUGCAGUUCAAGGACGACCUCACUCGUAUCUUUGUUUCAUUUAGCACCAACUUCACCUUUACUAUUACUGAUCCAGGACUGCCUAAACCUGUCGGAUGCGGCGGGUUCACAUUUUAUAUCCGGGGGGAUAACAACUCAGUGGGAGAGAGUGGGGAAUACCUGGGUCUCACAACUGAAGCCAACGAUGGCUUAACGAGUAAUCGUCUCUUGGCAGUUGAGUUUGAUACUUCGAUCAGCAACAUUCCUGGCGGGGAUCCGAGCCCCGCGCACAUAGGUUUGGAUGUAAAUGGCGUGAAAUCUGACUCCACGUAUGAUUUAUGUCCAGGCACACCUGAUUGCACUGUUCUAGUAAAUCGGGGGGAUUAUCUCGCUAAGAUCGCCUACGACUCAUCCAAAGAAGCCUUGAGCGUGGAGCUUUACCUGAACACCACAAACCUAGUUGCAAAUUGGACAGCUCCGAAGUUGUCCCUAGAACCCAUCUUCCAGAAUUAUAUGUACGUGGGUUUUACAGGAAGCAAUGGAGUUUUUUGCAACCAAACUCACACGAUCUAUUCAUGGAGUUUCUCAACCUCUCGACCGCCCUCUUCCAAGCCAAAAUCACCGGAAGCGCCGGCACUCCACACCUCCUACGAUUGCUACAAAUUUGACGGUUGCAACAACUAUAGAGCGUUGAUAAUUGGAGUUCCCGUAGCAGUUGGUGGAUGCGCACUCAUCUUCCUGAUGAUCUGUAUUUAUUGUGUCUACUGCAGGAAGACGCAAAAAAACCCAGAAUAUAAAGCAGUGGACGUUUCUGGACCUAACUCUGGACCACAGACUGGAGGAGACAAUGCCGUGAAAGUAAACGCCAAGUCUGCAAGCGCGCACGAACUGCCAGCUCCACUCGUCAACAUUGCGCUACCAUUGUGUCACGGUAAAGACAAAGACCCCCAGGAUCCGAAACCGACAGAUUUUGCUCCAGUAGCGGGGCAACCUAGUGUUACAGCCUCGUCUAUCUCCAUGGAGCCCAAACCGGAGGUGCCAGUGGUUGAGUCUGUGGACCGAAAUCCACAUGGGAAGGUGACUAUGUGUUGUGUGCAGACAAAACCUAAGAGAGACUAUAAAGACACGAUAGUGUUCUCCGCAAAGGAACUUGCACAAGCAACCAAGAAUUUUAGCGAGAAAGUGAUUAUUGGAACCCCGGGCAGGAAACCUGUGUACAAAGGAGUACUGCGUGACAAUGGUGCCGAGGUAGCAAUCAAGGAGAUAGCACUGAACAACAUCAGCAAUGAGUUUGUGUCCAAGGCGAUGCUCCUGGGUCGAAUCCGGCAUCCUAAUCUUGUGCACCUGCUGGGAUGGUGCAAAUGUGAGGAGAAGCGAAAGCUGUACCUUGUCUACGACUACAUGCCGAGGGGCAGCAUGGACAAGCUCCUACUCUUGAGCAAAGAUGCGGAUGGUUUUCUUGGAUUUGAUGCCAGGUACAAUGUGCUAGUGGGAGUUGCUGCAGGGUUGAACUGUUUGCACGCGGAGUGGGAGCAAUGUGUGCUUCAUAGGGAUGUAAAGCCCAGCAAUGUGUACCUUGAUGCAAUGUUCAAUGCUCACGUCGGGAAUUUCAGCCUUGCAUCUCUGGUGGACCACGAUAAGGUUGCGCACUCUACCGUGAUGGAUGGCACACUUGGGUACAUGGCUCCGGAGAUUCCUUUCACUGGAAAACCGACGAUGAAAUCCGACGUGUUCAGCUACGGCAUCCUUGUGCUUGAGGUGGCUUGUGGAAGGCUGCCCCUAGACUGGCAUUUACCGCAAGAAGAAAGGGUGUUAUUGGAUUGCGUGUGGCGAGCGCGUGAGGAGGGUGAUAUUGCGAGGGUUGCGGACAAGCGUUUAGAGAAUACGUACUCGGAGAAGCAGAUGGCCACACUGCUGCAAAUCGGCCUGAAUUGCGCUCACCCAGACCCGAGUAUGAGACCUAACAUGGCAUUUGUGUGGAAAGUUUUGAUUGGAGGAGCCGAACCUCCGGAGCUACCUGCAAAGAAACCCGUGAUUGAAAAUUACGCGGCUCUUAGCAGCCUCGGCACCAUGAGAAACUCGGCCUCCCGAGGAAAUCUCGGCUCGACUUCCAGCGAUACGCAGUAGGGCUUCUCCGCUAUGUAGAUUUCACGUCGUUAGCUGUCUCUACCUGCUCAACCGACCUUACUUCCGACUUACGGUCGACCCAGAUGUGUAUGGAGCUGUGAAAUAGAACAUGUUUCGAACACUAGAAAGUGAAUCCAUGUGUUUUGUAGUUUUCGUAUUUAUGUACCAGCUUCGUGUACAGUCAAUUCUUCACAACUUGCUACCUUCAAUACUAGUACCGGUCAUUUGGGCAAUGCGCCAAGCAAUUUAGAGUUCAAACUCUGCUUAGUUCUCUCGGUCUCUCUGUCUCUACGUCCCUCCCUUCAAAACUUUACGGUGUGUGCAAGCGAUUGUGACAUUUGCAGUUGUUACGUCUCAAAAGGAUCUUUCAUAUUCA
Physcomitrium patens is the source of this 3633-nucleotide messenger RNA. RefSeq names its product putative L-type lectin-domain containing receptor kinase S.7. The record is from RefSeq and is a predicted model, not a curated record. Lineage: Eukaryota; Viridiplantae; Streptophyta; Bryopsida; Funariales; Funariaceae. Gene Ontology annotation, molecular function: protein kinase activity; carbohydrate binding; ATP binding. Gene Ontology annotation, biological process: protein phosphorylation.